AUGAAGCUUGGGCAACUGUGCAGACUCCUGCCCUUUGUCGUACCUUGUCAGCUCGUUUGUCUCUGCGCCAGCGCGUCUCAAGAUGUACUGGCGGAGGAGGAUACUGUCAAUCAGAGCCUCAUCACCAUCCUUCCCUCCUGGGACGUCAUCGGCCCAUUCAGGAUAGGGACUCGAGAAGCAGUCUGGGGUGCUGAUCCCCUUGAGUUCUAUGGGGGGAUCCAGAACGCCAGACCGAACGAGUUCGGCUGCUUCCGGAGUCCGUUAGCAAGGAACGCGACCGUGCAAUGGGCUCGGAAAGAGUACUCUACCUCUCUGUCGAAGGGUGAACACUCACUUGAGUUCUCACUAGCCUUUGGUGAGAUUGAUUGGGAGUUCGCCCAAAAGAUCUAUGGCUGGGGGGCUUUUCAGUACCAAGCAUGGGCGAAAGGGGAGAUCUUAAACCGGGACAUCGUGAGUCGGCUCAUCAAUAUCUUUCCUGACAACAUCGUUGAGCUCUGGAUCAAUGAUAUGCAUGUCUUUGGUGGAGAUUUCUUCGGGUUUGGGCGAGUACCUGUUCUGGUUGAGCUCCCUCCGGGCGUCAACAAUAUCAGCGUGCGGCUGGUGCGUGAGGUUCGCUCUAUGGGUGGUGCGUUUCCUCCAACAAUCCAAGCAGGCUUGAGGACUCGCCUCGCUACUGAACAGCUCGUAGUUGUUACAGACAGCAUGGUGAUGCCAGAUGUGAUCAAUGGAAGACUCUGUGCGCGGUACGGUAGCGUAACAAUCCGAAACCAAGGCGGGACAUGGAUACAUGUUCACAGGAUAGCAACAACGUCUGAGGGAAGGAGUUAUAUCGUUGCAAGACAAGACAUACACCUUGCGCCUGGCCAAUCGCGUCCAGUGAAAAUGAUAUUCAAGGCCGGAUUCAGAUUGGACGAAUCGCUGAAGUUCAUUCUGAGUUAUUCAGGCCAGGACGCGGCACUGAACGAGGUCACCUUCACUACAAAGUUGGAACACGCAGACAUAUCAUCUUUGCAGAGGAUCACAUUCCUUCAUCCGAGCGGCACAGUGUCUUAUGCCAUGUUGAAGCCGCCAUCUGCGGCCAACGCGACGAAAGAUGACAGACUACCCGUGCUCUUGAAUCUUCAUGGUGCUGGCGUGGAGGCAGGUGGCCCCUUAUCGCGACAUAUGUUUGACGAUGCUGCUCAUCUUCCCGCGUGGAUACUCACUCCUACAGGCAUGAGCCCCUGGAGUGGCGACGAUUGGCAUACUUGGGGUUUUGCUGAUGCUCAAGCUGCAGUGGCGGCAAUUCCUGAUUGGAUUGACAGCACAGGCUGGAAUGGUCCAGGCGUGUAUUCUGACAAGCUUCUCAUUGCAGGCCACUCCAACGGCGGGCAGGGGACGUGGUAUUUUGCUUCCCAUCAACCCGAUCGUCUUCUGGGUGCUGCCGUCGCUUCGGGGUAUUCGUCGAUUGAAAACUAUGUACCAUAUGUUUUGUGGAACGAGGCGGACCCUCUCCAAAACGCUAUUCUCGAGACCUCAAGAAGCAGCUUCCGUCAUGAGAUCUUAACUGAAAAUCUAGCGGACCUUUCUAUCUUCCAGCAGCACGGAUCAGCAGAUGACAACGUUCCGGCUUACCACUCUCGACUGAUGAACGCCCUGCUGGAACAAGGGGGCGGGAUUGCACAAUAUUCGGAGAUGCUGGACAAGGGACAUUGGUUCGACGGCGCAAUGACUACCAAGCCAAUGAUGGAAUUUUACUUGCAGCAUCUGACUUCGUAUCACAGGGGGCUCACGGUUCCCACAUCUUUUGCUGUCGUCGUUCCCAAUUCCCAUGACAUGGGAUCCAGGUACAGCAUCGUUGUCGACCAACUCUCAUCCCCAGACCGGUUGGGAAGAAUCAAGGUAAAAACCGAGCUGUGUGGAUCUCUCGUCCAAUGGCAUAUACGGACAGAGAACAUCCAUCGAUUUCAUCUAGAUCCCUCCGUACAACUAGCGAAUGCUCCUGACGAACUCCUCAUUGAUGACGUGCCGCAUGUGUUCGACGCCGGAAGAGGGGUAGCUUCUUUUAUCAAGUCCCCUUCCAAUGUCUGGGGUAGGGACGUCGUCUUGGAUUGGAGAACUCUGGAUCAAAGAUAUGGUCGUCAAAGAGGAGCCCUUGAUGCAAUACUUAGGAGCACUGGACCAUUUGAAGUCAUCUACGAUUCCAGCAAGACACUGUCCAUCGCGGUACAGGCAAGCCGAAACUUUUUGCAAUAUUUUGGAGCUGAUACCAAUAUUUUGCCGUUCUCCGAGUAUGAACAAGCAUUGGAGAGGGGAGGAAACAUUAUCACAAUCUGUCUUGGAGACUUUGUCCCAGAAGCUCGUCUCCCAAGGUUCCCGAUACGGCUUACCGAUGAGGAAGUUCUCUUCACUGGACCAGAUUACCGAUCGAAGUCGUUCCAUUUUAGAGAAGGCAUGGGCGGAGUCUGGCUUCGUCCGCUUCCGGGAGAGCGUUUGGAGCUUGUGGUAUGGGGAAUUGACGAGCCUGGUUUGCGACAAGCUGCGAGGCUGAUACCCACAGUCACUGGAGCUGGUCAGCCGGACUUCGUGAUUUUGGGUAGCGAGGCAAGAUGGAAAGGUCACGGAGGUGCCAUUGCAAUGGGCUUCUUUGACCGCAACUGGAAGAUAUCCUCUGCAUCAUACCUGCCUUGA
This is a messenger RNA of Fonsecaea multimorphosa CBS 102226, 2670 nucleotides long. RefSeq lists its product as uncharacterized. NCBI's taxonomy places the organism in Eukaryota, Fungi, Ascomycota, Eurotiomycetes, Chaetothyriales, Herpotrichiellaceae. Gene Ontology annotation, molecular function: serine-type peptidase activity. Gene Ontology annotation, biological process: proteolysis. The transcript is spliced from 2 exons. The coding region runs from base 1 to 2670 and encodes 889 amino acids. The record is from RefSeq and is a predicted model, not a curated record.